Doryrhamphus excisus (bluestripe pipefish) is the source of this 1192-nucleotide messenger RNA. It is a transcript of the gene stx11a, whose product is annotated as syntaxin 11a. Gene Ontology annotation, biological process: synaptic vesicle fusion to presynaptic active zone membrane; intracellular protein transport; exocytosis. Gene Ontology annotation, molecular function: SNAP receptor activity; SNARE binding. The record is from RefSeq and is a predicted model, not a curated record. NCBI's taxonomy places the organism in Eukaryota, Metazoa, Chordata, Actinopteri, Syngnathiformes, Syngnathidae. Gene Ontology annotation, cellular component: presynaptic active zone membrane; synaptic vesicle; SNARE complex.
AGCGCAUGCGCAAAAAGUUCUAUCGACUCCCCCGGACUUGUCUCGCUAUUAAUCACUUCCUGACGUGUUGCUUGGCUUCAUUUUUUAUUUACCUCGCGGUAAGCAGGGGACGGGUAAGUGAACGAGUUAAAAAUGGUCCAGUACCCGUGAGUGCCGAUUCAGCGAAGGACUCCUUCGACACUCGCGCGUCUCCUGUUGAAAGGUGUUGCACAUCUAACGGGCAGAGAAGGUGGAAGAUCCCAAAAGGAGAACAACUCGUUAGCUGCCGUCUUUUGUCCACUCUUGUUCUGACCGUGGGGCCUCGAAGAAGCUGAGAUGAAGGACAGACUGAGUGAGCUCCUCGGCGUCGCCUCCAAGCCUCCAGACCUGGACUCGGGCCUCACAGACAACCUGAACGACUCCCUGGAAGACUAUGACGCUGUUGUGUUUGGAGCGGAGGAGGUGAUGGCGGGCAUCUACAGGGAGGCCCAGGUCGUGAGGAAGGAGAUGCUGCUGCUCAAGAUGGACGUGAAGCGCCUGGGAAAGCAGAGCACCAGGUUCCUGACGUCGGUGAGGAGGUUCAGCAGCAUCAAGCGGGACUCCAACGCUCUGGGGCGGAGCAUCAAGUCCCGAGGGGAGGCCAUCUACACCCGCUUGGAAAAGCUAAGCGCGCUGAGCGAGGAGCUGGCCGAGGAGCACGCCGCUUCCUCGGCGGUGGCCCGCAUAGCGCGCUGCCAGCACGCCUCCCUGACCACCGCCUUCCACCAGGCCAUGUCCGAGUACAACCGUUCCGAAAUGGAGCUCAGGGAGAACUGCAAGACCCGCAUCCAGAGGCAGGCGGAGAUCGUGGGCAAGGAGGUGAGCCGGCAGCAGAUCGAGGAGAUGAUCGAGACGGGCAAGUGGAACGUCUUCUCCGACGAACUGCUCCUGGGCGGCCGCGGCGCCCGCUCCGCCCUGAGCGAGAUCGAGAGUCGCCAUCGGGAGCUGAUGGAGCUGGAGGGACGCAUCCGAGACAUCCACGAGCUCUUCUUCCAGAUGGCGCUGCUGGUGGAGGAGCAGGGGUGCAAGGUGGACAGCAUCGAGGCCAACGUGCUCGACACCCGGGACUACGUGGCCAAGGCCUCGGAUCACAUCCGGAAGGCCGUCCGGUACAAGAAGGAAAACCCCUGCAAGAAACUUUUCUGCUGCUGCUUCCCUUGCUGCAACUGAUGAC